AUGAGUAUAAAACGGAGUGGAAAUUUUGGAGAGAAUUACAGUUUCUUCAAAAGUUCGUAUUGUCUAAAAAUGUUCCUCAAAUUUUUCAUUCUUCUCCUCGUUACCAUCUUCUCAAUUGCCACGUGUCAGUACUACGGUGGAUAUCCGGUAGCAUCUGGUGGGUAUUACGGUAAUGGGAUCUACGGAGGAAAUGCGUACGGUGGAUACGGUGGAUAUGGAUAUCCAGGACAGUAUUACGGUGGAUUCGAAUACGGUAGUCCUUAUGGUUAUGUUGGAAAAAGAAGCAGUGGAUUUGGACCAACGAAAAAGAAUGAUUGA
Messenger RNA from Caenorhabditis briggsae, 318 nucleotides. RefSeq names its product Protein CBR-FIPR-13 (gene Cbr-fipr-13). The record is from RefSeq and is a predicted model, not a curated record. NCBI's taxonomy places the organism in Eukaryota, Metazoa, Nematoda, Chromadorea, Rhabditida, Rhabditidae. Bases 1 to 318 code for a protein of 105 amino acids. The transcript is spliced from 2 exons.